AUGUCGGCUAAUCAUAGAGGCUACAGCUCAAACUUCAGAGGUCGGGGAGCAAACCGCGGCCGAUAUGGCUGGCGUCGGGGUCCAUCCAUGCCGCUCGCCUCACCGACACCAAGCUAUCCUCCACUGCCACUUGGGCCCGAGAUCGCCUGCGUUUCAAUCGCGAAACUAGCCAAAGACGAUGCGAUACCUAUCGAGAAAGCACGAGUAUCCGAUUGUCAGCUUGUCGCAUCAUACAAUUGGCUCGACAAACCGAAACCUACGAUCAUCAUCCCCGGCUUGCCUCCUCGGUGGAAUCCCCCUUCCGAGACUCCCCAACUCAAGGAAGAUUCAGGGGUCUUCUACCGAGAUCGGAACGCCAGUCGCUUGCCUUUGCACCCGAUGGAGCCAGCCAUCGAGUCCAUCCUUCGUACACGGCCAUCUUUUGCCGCCGUCUCAUCGACGCCCAUCGACAUCGUCGCGUGCGGCAGCACCCUGGGCAACCUCCUCCGCUUUACGAGUGGUGAUGAAAAGCCGUUUCGCAUGCUCGUCAACGUCGUGGGUUCCACCGUUCACUUGAUCCGCCGUGAAAAGUCACCCAACGAGACCAUUGACGACGUACGUGGGUACGGUCAUACGUUUCCUGACGCGUACACAACCUCAGACCGCGAGGCUCGAGGCUCGGCAUCGCACCAGCGGAUCCUGAGCUAUUGUUUCGGCGGUCUGCGGAGCGUUCUGUUUGUCCCCGAGUGCAAGUCCAAGUCUUUGGAGCAGAUUGACCUUGUGUUCAACCAAGGCGUUCCCCUCCGCCGUUUUGAGUCUUACAAAUCAGUGGAGGUCGAAUUCAUCGAGGUGGAAGCAAAGCACGACGAUGAGACUGAUCCAAAACACGCAGGGAUAUUUCCUUGA
This is a messenger RNA of Verticillium dahliae VdLs.17, 885 nucleotides long. RefSeq lists its product as uncharacterized. The transcript is spliced from 2 exons. The coding region runs from base 1 to 885 and encodes 294 amino acids. The record is from RefSeq and is a predicted model, not a curated record. Lineage: Eukaryota; Fungi; Ascomycota; Sordariomycetes; Glomerellales; Plectosphaerellaceae.